This is a messenger RNA of Penaeus monodon (black tiger shrimp), 1261 nucleotides long. Its product is annotated as neuronal acetylcholine receptor subunit alpha-6-like. Bases 321 to 734 code for a protein of 137 amino acids. Gene Ontology annotation, biological process: monoatomic ion transport. Lineage: Eukaryota; Metazoa; Arthropoda; Malacostraca; Decapoda; Penaeidae. The record is from RefSeq and is a predicted model, not a curated record. Gene Ontology annotation, cellular component: membrane. Gene Ontology annotation, molecular function: extracellular ligand-gated monoatomic ion channel activity. The transcript has a single exon.
ACGGCUGUGUACGGCUGUGGUGCAGGUGUGACACUUGUACACCAAGGACAGAAUGGGCGCUGCGGGCGGCUGGCUGUGCCGGGGCGGCGCGGUGCUCAGUGUUGGCCAGACCGUCGGCCCGUGCGCACGGCAGUCCGCGCUCUCGUGUCCCUUUCUUGACCUUCGUUCGUGUGUUCUUUCUUUACAGUCUAUUCCCCCACGCCCACGGCCGCCCACACCGCCAAGGAUCUAGUUAGUGCCCUUCCGAACGGUGCCAUGCCCGUGACGCCCUAGUGUUGCUUUCCGCCAGUGCGCCUGCGCGCCAGCCACGUGACGCUGUCAUGACCCGCCGUGCCCUCAGCCCACACGCCCAGAGUCGUGCCCACGCCCUCCGCCCAGCCCUGGGAUGGGUUGUGGCGUGGGUGGUGGUGGGCGUGGUGGCGCCCACGUGCCACGCCAACCCGGACGCCAAGCGGCUCUACGACGACCUCCUCAGCUCCUACAACCGCCUCAUCCGCCCCGUGCAGAACAACACGGACACCAUCACCGUCUGGAUGAGGCUCCGUCUCUCGCAACUCAUCGACCUGGUGAGUGCCCGCCUGUCUUCGCAGCUGUGGAUCCCCCGUGCUACUCGACCCCCAUUUAGCGCACUGUCGCCCCGCACCGACACCUCGACUCAGGCCAAAAAGGCCCUCGUGCUCCUCCUCCUCCUCUCCUGGCAAGUGCCGAUGUCCGCGCCGCCGUCCUCGUCAUGAGCUCUGCUGCAACGGACACCCUCGUCUAGCACCGGGAGCUGCAGCUAGCCGGGGACCCUUGUGGGACGAGGCCGCUCUUGCUGAUCCUUCGUGACUCCGGGACACUCUCCUCCUGAAGCCACAGAUAUGGACCAGCGUUUCGAUGAUACUGUGUUGUCUCCAAAGUGUUCUGAUAGUACAAUAGCUAGACCCGUUUUUUUUUUUUUUUUACCAUUUACGCGUACAAUAUUUGUCUAAACUGGCAAAUACCUCCUUCGCGGUUGCUUCAAUUAAUGUAUUUCCUAUUGAUGAAGUUUGAGCUUUAAUUACAUUUUACUAAAAUGUAUUGUGAAAUCACUGGACAAUCACACACAAGGUAACAAUGACAUAGCAGGUAAAAAACAAGUAUACAAACCGGAAAUACAUAUUGUCCAUGAACAUUUAAACGACUUAACAUGAGACCUGCAAGCAAAAAUAUCGAAGGUUUAGAUAAAGGUACGCAAGCACAACCCUUUGCUUUCGGUAUGUAAAGGAAAGGAGAGAGAGAG